Molecule: messenger RNA, 1020 nt
Organism: Clonostachys solani
Lineage: Eukaryota; Fungi; Ascomycota; Sordariomycetes; Hypocreales; Bionectriaceae
Source: the annotation of a GenBank genome assembly
AUGUCAACUUCAGAGGAAGAGACAACAACCCCGGAGGUUUCUGAGGAGACCUCCGGGAACUCUGGCUCCGGAAGCUCCAAAGUUGAGAGCUCGACAGAAGAGCCGUCAAGCCCUUCCAACGACGGCAGCUCAGCCAGCAACAGCGGCAACGAUAGCCAUCCCAAGAAGGGGAAAAUCAAGAGAAAGUCCAAACAUCUCAGAGCUCGUCGCAAGGGCAAGAAAUCAAGACGCUCCCGAAAGGCUACCGACGAGACCACGACAGAAGAGACAAACACCCCCCAGAACACCGACGAAACCCUCGAAAAGAGCAGCACCGAAGAGCAAGACUCGCCAGCUCCCGAGACCAGCGGCGAUGAAAGCCCCGCCGCAGACCCAAAUUGGACCAUGUCGGAGGAUUUUAUCCUGCUCAACAUGAAGAAAGACGACCGCAAGCCAUCGUGGACUGAGAUCUCCCAGGCUAUGCAAAAGUCCAAGAAAGACCUGAAGGCCCGAUGGAAGAUUCUACAAGACAAGACGAAGCAGCCCAGCUCCCAAGAUGAUGACCCAUCGGAACCUGAAAUCAAACAACAGCCCGAAAGCAAGAGCAAGAAGUCCAAGAAGAGGCGCGGCAGGAGAGUGUCCAAGCACAAACCAAGUGCCCAGGCGGAAGAAACCAUCGUUCUAUCCGGCGAGGAUGCUUCCGCCGAGGCAUCACCCGACGACGGUCCUGCUGAUCAGAAAUCACCUUCCUCCUCAUCAGAAGCGGACAGUCUCACCUAUGCGGGAAGCGACAAGGAAACACGCCGUCAAAAGAAGUACUUGCAGCGACACAUCCGAUCCAAGAUGUUCCCUCCCGACAAGUACCCGAAAGCAGACGAAACCUUCUCUCAGGCAGACUGCGAGAUUUUGGCGUCGGUGGAGAGCCAGUAUAAGCGCUCAAAGUGGCUUGAGAUGCAAGCCAACUUCUACAAUGUGACAGGCAGACUGGUGCCAAUCGAAUUGAUUCGUGCAAGGUGCGAGAGGGAAGAAGGUACUAACUAA